Molecule: messenger RNA, 5425 nt
Organism: Ahaetulla prasina
Lineage: Eukaryota; Metazoa; Chordata; Lepidosauria; Squamata; Colubridae
Gene: CASK
Product: calcium/calmodulin dependent serine protein kinase
Exons: 26
Coding region: 657-3608 (983 amino acids)
Biological process (GO): protein phosphorylation; regulation of neurotransmitter secretion
Cellular component (GO): basolateral plasma membrane; plasma membrane; cell-cell junction
Molecular function (GO): protein kinase activity; signaling receptor binding; ATP binding
Source: RefSeq, a predicted model, not a curated record
ACUCCCCCCCCCCGCCCUCUGUAACGAAGGGUGCGCGUGCAUGCUCUGGGCGGUUGCGUGACUGAUUAAAAAGGUGGCGACUGAGACAAGAACGGCGCGCGCUCUUGGUUAAACGACUUAUAGCUGUCGUCGGCGCGUGGUCGAAGCCGCGUCUGCUUCUCCCCUUCCCGCGCGCUCUCGUUCUGUCCCCGUCGUGUGUGAGUGUGCACCAGUGGGGGAGGGGAGCGAAUGAGGCGUCUCUGCCCUCCGCCGGUUCAUUUUUGUAUUCAUCCCUUCCAUGGUUGCUGCUCCACCCCUCUGGCUGGAUAGCCUUUGCCUGCUUCCCCGGGGCCCUAGGAAGGAAAAAAGGAUCGCGACGGAGGGGGUGGGAAAAAGGUGACGACCUGGCGGCGGUAGCGAGAGGCAGCAGCGGAGCGACAGGCAGGCGGCAGAGGCCCAGAGGAGAAAGAAACGGGGAGCGGCGGCAGCUGGAGAAAUUUUCGGCGUAGCCAUUGGAACCUCGCGGACGGAUUGGGCUGUUCGGUGUGAAAGGACUGGAUUUAACGUGGUGUGGUGAUUGGCGGCAGCGGCGGCGUGUUGUGUGGGGAGCGCGGAGGGGAUCCUGCCCGCGCCCCCCCCUCGGCCGCCUGCAAGGAUAAUUCUGCCCUAUCUGGACCAUGGCCGACGACGACGUGCUGUUCGAGGAUGUCUAUGAGCUGUGCGAGGUGAUCGGCAAGGGUCCAUUCAGUGUUGUGCGGCGAUGUAUCAACAGAGAAACUGGGCAACAAUUUGCUGUCAAGAUUGUCGAUGUAGCAAAAUUCACUUCAAGUCCAGGCUUAAGUACUGAAGAUCUGAAGAGAGAAGCAAGUAUCUGUCACAUGCUGAAACAUCCUCACAUUGUUGAACUUUUGGAGACCUAUAGUUCUGAUGGAAUGCUAUAUAUGGUUUUUGAAUUUAUGGAUGGUGCAGAUCUCUGCUUUGAAAUAGUAAAGAGAGCAGAUGCUGGUUUUGUGUACAGUGAAGCCGUAGCCAGUCAUUACAUGAGACAGAUAUUGGAAGCACUGCGCUAUUGUCAUGAUAAUAAUAUAAUUCACAGGGAUGUGAAGCCACACUGUGUACUACUUGCUUCAAAGGAAAAUUCAGCACCUGUAAAACUUGGUGGUUUUGGUGUUGCUAUUCAAUUAGGAGAAUCAGGACUUGUUGCCGGAGGACGUGUAGGAACUCCUCAUUUUAUGGCUCCAGAAGUAGUAAAAAGAGAGCCUUAUGGAAAGCCUGUAGAUGUAUGGGGCUGUGGAGUUAUUCUUUUUAUUCUGCUUAGUGGUUGUUUACCUUUUUAUGGUACAAAAGAAAGAUUGUUUGAAGGCAUUAUCAAAGGAAAAUACAAGAUGAAUCCCAGACAGUGGAGCCAUAUAUCUGAAAGUGCCAAAGAUCUAGUUCGGCGCAUGCUUAUGCUUGACCCAGCUGAGAGAAUAACUGUUUAUGAGGCACUUAAUCAUCCUUGGCUGAAGGUAUGGAGAACAAAAAUCUUAAAAGAUCUGAUUGAUUUAUUUACUAACAUGAAUUACAUUCUUAUAGAUCCAUUGAUAAUUUAUGCAAUAAUUUAUUGCACUUAUUCUAUAAUUGGGCACUCGGUCUCUAAAAGGUUCGCCAUCACUGUGAUAGACUCACUUUCAAUAGAUCUAUUCAGGGAGAGGCUAGACAAUCAGGCUUCUUUGUAUUCACGCAGUGAGCGUGGUGUUGGAAUUAAUGCUAUAAAAACUCCUUCCAACAUUAUAAAAAAGGGUGCAGUACUGGCAGCAGUAUCAAGCCACAAAUUCAAUUCCUUCUAUGGUGAUCCCCCUGAAGAACUGCCAGAUUUCUCGGAAGACCCUACUUCCUCAGGAGCAGUUUCACAGGUGUUAGACAGCCUAGAAGAAAUUCAUGCACUUACAGAUUGCAGUGAAAAAGACUUAGACUUUCUGCAUAGUGUAUUUCAAGAUCAGCAUCUUCAUACAUUACUAGACCUCUAUGACAAAAUUAAUACAAAAUCUUCACCACAAAUCAGAAAUCCACCAAGUGAUGCUGUACAGAGAGCCAAAGAGGUAUUGGAAGAAAUUUCAUGUUACCAAGAAAAUAGUGAUGCAAAAGAACUUAAACGUAUUUUAACUCAACCUCAUUUCAUGGCCUUACUCCAAACUCAUGAUGUAGUGGCACAUGAAGUUUACAGUGAUGAAGCAUUAAGAGUUACUCCACCUCCCACAUCUCCAUAUUUAAAUGGAGAUUCUCCAGAAAGCAUAAAUGGAGACAUGGACAUGGAGAAUGUCACAAGAGUGCGAUUGGUUCAGUUCCAAAAAAACACAGAUGAACCAAUGGGAAUCACUUUAAAAAUGAAUGAACUGAAUCAUUGCAUUGUAGCAAGAAUUAUGCAUGGAGGAAUGAUUCACAGGCAAGGUACACUUCAUGUAGGGGAUGAAAUUCGGGAAAUAAAUGGAAUUAGUGUGGCAAAUCAAACAGUGGAACAACUUCAGAAAAUGCUUAGAGAAAUGAGAGGAAGCAUCACCUUCAAGAUUGUGCCAAGUUAUCGCACUCAAUCUUCUUCAUGUGAGAGAGAUUCCCCCUCUACAUCCAGACAGUCCCCAGCUAAUGGCCAUAGCAGCAUUAACAAUUCUAUUUCGGACUUGCCAUCAACAACACAACCGAAAGGACGACAGAUAUAUGUAAGAGCACAAUUUGAAUAUGAUCCAGCAAAGGAUGAUCUUAUUCCCUGCAAGGAAGCUGGCAUCAGAUUUAGAGUUGGUGAUAUUAUCCAGAUUAUUAGCAAAGAUGAUCACAAUUGGUGGCAGGGUAAACUUGAGAAUUCAAAAAAUGGAACUGCAGGCCUCAUUCCUUCUCCUGAGCUUCAGGAAUGGCGAGUAGCUUGUAUUGCUAUGGAGAAGACUAAACAAGAGCAGCAGGCAAGCUGUACUUGGUUUGGAAAGAAAAAGAAGCAGUACAAAGACAAAUAUUUAGCAAAGCACAAUGCAGUGUUCGAUCAAUUAGAUCUUGUCACCUAUGAAGAAGUGGUAAAAUUACCUGCAUUCAAAAGGAAAACACUUGUUUUAUUAGGAGCACAUGGUGUUGGGAGAAGACAUAUUAAAAAUACACUAAUUACAAAACAUCCAGACCGAUUUGCAUACCCUAUUCCACAUACAACCAGGCCACCAAAGAAAGAUGAAGAGAAUGGAAAGAAUUAUUACUUUGUAUCACAUGACCAAAUGAUGCAGGACAUUUCCAACAACGAAUAUUUGGAAUAUGGUAGCCAUGAAGAUGCAAUGUAUGGGACAAAACUGGAAACAAUACGGAAGAUCCAUGAACAGGGAUUAAUUGCAAUACUUGAUGUAGAACCUCAGGCCUUGAAGGUCCUGAGAACUGCAGAGUUUGCUCCUUUUGUUGUUUUUAUUGCUGCACCUACAAUUACCCCAGGCAUUAAUGAGGAUGAAUCUCUUCAACGCUUGCAAAAGGAAUCAGAAAUCUUACAGAGAACAUAUGCACACUACUUUGACCUUACAAUUAUCAACAAUGAAAUUGAUGAAACAAUCAGGCAUCUGGAAGAAGCCAUUGAGCUUGUUUGCAAAGCAUCACAAUGGGUUCCUGUUUCCUGGAUAUAUUAAUCCAAUUACCAGAAGAAUGUGAUCAUUAUUGGAAGUCACCUCAUACUUGGAAAAACCUCUUUGUUAUUGACCUUAUGUCAACAGGUCUUGGCCCCUAGAGACUACCUAGAUGUAGUGUGACCUACAUUUAUAAUUAUUGUCGUCCUUAUAGCUAGGCAAAAAAUAUGAUAAUUUAAAGAGACAGUAUCUUUUUUAAUCAGUUCUCCUAAAUUUUAUUAAAAUGUAUCUUUAAAUAUAUGUAUUAUUCAAUCCUUUGGAAUGUUAUAUUUUUGGAACUCAUAGCUUUUAAUUUCAAAGGCCCCUAAAACUGCACAAAAUAGAUGCUGCUUUCUAUAAUCUAUUUUAAUAAUAAUGUGAUCUUUACUUUAAUUGGGGGUGGAACAUUGCAUCUUUUAGAGUCUGAUUUUGUGAAUUGGAUUGAGUUGCUUUCCUUUAUUUAUUUGAAAUUAUUAGCCCAAUCAUGACCAGAUCAAUACUUAUAUUCUAAUGGCCUUCUUCUGCUUUUUUAAAUCAUUUUUAGAGUAGCAUUUUUGAAGUAUUUUGGUUUAAUAGGCAGAUAAUGUGAUACUGUCUCUUUGAAGAACUCUGUAAAACUGAAUAGAGAUUUGAAGUUGGGUCUUGACUCUUAAUGCAUGUGGACAGUUGCAAGCGUUCAUGCCGUUGGUGUAUCUGUGUUGAAAAAACUGUAAUCUACAACCAAGUACAUUCCGUUCAUGGGGGGAAGAUACCCAAGGGAAUAAAAUAAAAUACUAUGACUAAGUUGUAAAACCUAUGCACAUCCCUUGCAUUUUGGGCAACUUUAUAAACAAAACUCCUAAUUUUUAUUAUUAAUCAUGUAGUGAAAUGUGUUUGUAAUUUUGUCUCAAAUUAAUUUGUUGUAAAGAUGGGUGGGGGAAAAAUUACUGGUUUUGCCAUUUCAGAUCUGUGUUGUCUGAGAGUAUUACCGUUUUAAUUAUGUUUAAGCAAAUAUGCUGAUUUUUAAUAUGUAUGUAAUUGUUUUGGAAAUGCACACAUUUUAAGAGAAAAUACUGUGCAAUGAAAGAAACCCAGUUUAGGCUUUGCGAUAAAUUAACAGUUCCCAAAAACUCAGCUGCUGCAGCCCUGUAAAUUCUUUUCAGAUUCUAUAGUCUGACCAUUUUUUAAAGUUUUAUUUUAAAUAUACUUCAUUUUAUGUGUUCAACAAUUAAAUGCCUUGAGUCAUUCAUUUCAUCACAGGAUUCUACAAUUACUUAAGAAAAAACAGCCAAUUUUUUUGUAGAUAUUUAGAAAAAAGCUCUCAUCUUUGUGAUAUUUGACAUUCAUGCUUUAAUUGCACACUCACUCUGCAAAUAAGGGUCGCUUCAUACAUUCAUAUAUUCACAUUUUAGCACUUGCUUGUAUUAUACAUGCUGAAAAGUAUAUAUUCCCAAAACACAUUGUAAUAAAAUAAAUAUAUGAUUUAGAUAAAAUGGAGUUUCCAAUUAGCUAUGGCCCGCUGAGCUAUAUGCUAUGGUUGGAAAAAAAUACGAUCUUGGCAAUGUGUGGAACAGUCCUAAAUCUUAGAUAUGGAGCCUUAAUAAGCAAAUUUUACCAUGAAUUCAUCUCAGGGUUAUUGCUAUAUUCUGAUUUCUCUAACCAAUGUCUUAGCAAGGAUAACAUCUGUUCCCCAUCAUAACAGAAGGAGACUGUGCAUUAUCCAUCCCAGUUUGUGAUAUCUUUGUGACUCAAAUCUCCAUGUAUCACUGGUAUUACUGUAUCUUGGACUGAUUGUUUUACAUUUUUAUUAUUUAAUAUGGAUUAUUUGCUUUUGUUAUUAAAUUCCAGUAUGUUUUUGAAAA